AUGAAUAGGAAUCAUAAUAAUAAUAAUAAUAAUAAUAAUAAUAAUAAUAAUAAUAAUAAUAAUAAUAAUAAUAAUAAUAAUAGUAAUAAUCAUAAGCAAGUGGUCUAUUCAAAGUAUCGUUGGACUAGUGAUAAAGAUAAUAGUAUCCCAUAUACUCCUCAUUUGGUGACUGUUAUCAAAUGUGUAGUUAGAGAUGGACACUUUGACUAUACUCAAGAGAUUUGGAAUACGUUGUCAACGAGAUUACCAGAAAUAUCUCAUUCAAUCAUAUGGUAUGCUGUAUACUAUAAUCAAUUUAAAAUAUUCAAAUGGGCAGCUGAUCAAUCAAAAGAUAAAGUUAAUGAUAGCUUGUUUCAAGUUAUUAAAGAUGCUAUCAAAGACGAGGAAUAUCUAAUCAAUCGAGAUGAAAUCAUCGGCUAUCUACCAUUUGAAACGUUUCCAAAUUUCGCUGAUACCUGGCCAACCACCAUCACAUUACAAUCAUCUAAUCUACAAGCUCGAGUGUAUCGAUACCUCGCCUCCAAUAUAUCCUCUCAGAAAGAGACACCUUUGACUGACGAACAAUAUUUGAUGUCUCAAAAGUUCAAGGCACAUUUGACAAGAUUAAUCGAUAAUGUAGUGGAAUAUGGAGAUAUAGAUCUUUUCAAAACCAUUCAACAAAAUCAUGGAAUUGGUCUAUUGAAUUUCGAACAUAUGAUGUGUGAAGCUACAUCGGCUGGAAACUUGGAGAUGCUCAAACAUUUAAUUGAAACGAAUCCACAAAAGAGCAAGAGUGUUCAAACACCACCACCACCACCACCACCAGCAUCGACAGUAUUGGAGAUAGCAGCUAACGGUCACCUCCAUAUUGUCGAAUUCUUAACCAUUAUCGGAUCACAAACUACUCGAUCAGCAAUUCAAAUGGCAAUUGAAAAUGGAAAUAUAGAUAUAAAUCAAGUAUGUUUAUCGAAAAGUAUUCGCUACACUAUUUCUCAAAAUCGACCCGAUUUAUUCAAAGUAUUGGUUGAUUAUAUACCAUCAUUUCAAAGUGAAUUCGAUUUGCCAGAUAUUGUCAAAAGAGCAUUGCAACAUGGUCAACGGGAGAUAUUGGAGAUUGUCAAGACUAGAUUUGGUGUUGGUUUACCUUUAAUGAUAUCUUUCAUUCCCAAGGUUAGAAACGGUGAUAUGCUUGGAUACGUGUAUCGCAAUAGAAGGGAUGAUACUUCUGUGGAAUACCUACUCAAAUUCCAAUGGACUUGA
Cavenderia fasciculata is the source of this 1239-nucleotide messenger RNA. RefSeq lists its product as uncharacterized. The record is from RefSeq and is a predicted model, not a curated record. The coding region runs from base 1 to 1239 and encodes 412 amino acids. The transcript has 4 exons. NCBI's taxonomy places the organism in Eukaryota, Evosea, Eumycetozoa, Acytosteliales, Cavenderiaceae.